Molecule: messenger RNA, 916 nt
Organism: Gastrolobium bilobum
Lineage: Eukaryota; Viridiplantae; Streptophyta; Magnoliopsida; Fabales; Fabaceae
Product: LOB domain-containing protein 4-like
Exons: 2
Coding region: 1-492 (163 amino acids)
Source: RefSeq, a predicted model, not a curated record
AUGAAAGAGGGUGGUAGGAAACAGGGUGCACCCUCACCCUGUGCUGCAUGCAAGCUCCUUCGGAGAAGGUGUGCUCAGGAUUGUGUUUUUGCUCCUUAUUUCCCAGCGGAUGAGCCUCAGAAGUUUGCUAAUGUGCACAAGGUUUUUGGUGCUAGCAAUGUCAACAAGAUGCUUCAGGACUUACCAGAGCAUCAGCGAGGGGAUGCAGUGAGUAGCAUGGUGUAUGAAGCGAAUGCAAGAGUGAGAGACCCUGUGUAUGGCUGUGUAGGGGCCAUCUCUUCUCUUCAGAAACAAAUUGAUAUGCUUCAGACCCAAUUGGCCGUGACCCAAGCUGAAGCAGUGCACCUAAGGGUACGCCAGAGUGCAUCACUAUGGAACCCAGCCCAUAGCCCCACUAGCCCAACCAAUACUGGCUCUCCAUCACAAUCCAAGCCUAUGUUUGACAUGGACAUGGUGGUGGACCACGCCAAUUAUGGUGAUUCAAUGUGGUAAUGCUAAUAAUAAUUAUUACUAUUAUCAUCAUUAUUAUUAUUAUACUAGUACCUAUUUAGAUCAUGAAAAAAUUACAAAACAAAACAAGGAAGACAUUAUUUUCUAAAGUAAUGUCUUAUAUAUAUAUAUAUAUACUUUCAUUUUAGUAGGGUAGAACUAAACUUCUAGAAGAAGUGGUGGCGGGGCGAUGGUGAAAAGGGCUGUGGCGGAGGUACUUCGCCCGCUUAGUUAAUUUGGUUUGGAAAAUAGAUUUCUCAUUGGCGACAUAUGGUGUAAAUAUAUAAUAUAAUAUAUAUAUAUAUCACUUGACAUUAUAUGAAGGGUAAGCUUAAUUGUAUGGUUGGAUUGUUGUGGCGAAAGAUUGCAUGGAGUUUUCUAUUGUUGUUCUAGUGAUAUGCUGUCACUUCACUUUUUGCAGUUUACA